GACGGGCGCGCGGGGUACGUACGCAGCACACACACGGAAUUGUAGUACGCGUCGCGAUUAUUAUUAUUAUUGUUAUUGUUUCUGCGUUUUGCGCUGGCGCGCUCGUUACAUUUGACGGUAGACCGCGAGCGCCGACGGCAAUCGUGUUGGCAACACCGACCCAGGCCGACCUUGGACCGUGAAUUCCUCGGACGCCGGUCACACUGGGUGCGUUACGUCGAUAAAGGACUGAAAUUUUUGAUAAAAUUGUUUGCAAAAAUUCAGUUUUUAUGUGCGUUUCGCCAUAAAUUUUUGACAAAAAAUUACAUAAAACCGUUGGCCGAACGAAUUUCAGUGAUUGCCGACGUCCGACGAGUUUUUUUACCGAUUUCGCGUCAGCGGUGACAGCCCGGCUCAACUAUCGAUAGUUGAGCGCUCCGAACAAUCGUUGACCCGACUGCCGAUGGCUGCCCCCGUUCCCCGUAUGUCUAUUAUGUCCCGUGAGUGCUUUAUUUACAUCUAGUUUUGUUGUCGAAAAAUAUAUUUCCAGUGUCCGAAUUCGUUGUUAAUCCGUCGCGUUUACCGCAUCGAACCGUCGCAGAUCGUCGGCGUACCGCGCAACGUGUCCAGGAACGCUUUCAGACGGACCGCCGAGGUCCAUAGCGACGGCGCUUAUCGGCCGCAAUCAUCGGCUCGGAUCACGUCAAUCUCGGACACGGUCGGUUCUGCUUAUGGCUGCCCAUGUUAUUCAUACAACUUAUAUUAUGACUUGAAUUUACUAUCCAGCUUCAAAUAUUAUUUAUUGUUGAACCAUUAAUCAAUCAUAAAGAAUUUCAAACAUGCAAGAAUCAAACUGAAAAUAGAUAACUACAAAUGAAAUCUUCAAUUAUCAGCCUUCGACAUAGCAUAAAAUGGCCCAUAUUACUGUAUGGUGAUAUCACAUACUGCUUAAUUAUGUGACUUAACUAUGUUUAACUAUUUUGUUUCUCAAUUUGAGUUUUUAAAAAUUUGACAUAUGUAUAAUAGGUUUAGGUCAUUGUGCAAUUUUAAUAUGUGAUUAUUGAUACUAGUAACUUUAUACUAGGUCUUAUCUGUUUUGAAUUUUAAAACUAAAUAUGUCAGACCUAUUGGUGGAUAGCCCUCCGAACAAGAGGCCAAAGUUGGAAGAUCCAUUUCAAGGGUCUUCCGACUCAUCUGGUGUCUAUUCUAGUAAUGAGAUGUUUGAUCUCGAGAAUGAUCUCCCUGAUGAGCUUAUUAGCGCUACGCCUUGGAACCAGCAACCUGAUAUCAAACCAAAUCUUGGUCCUCAAGUACCAUUGCAAAAUGGUAUGAUUGUUCAGCAAAAUAAUCCUCAACAGCUUCAGCAACCAAUUCAACAACGAUUAGUAGUCAGUCAACAUCAGUUAGCCCAUCAUUUUAUGGGUUCUACUAAACAUCUUGUGUCUGGGGCUGGAAUAUCUAUGAAUAAUAAACCAAUUAAUCCAAAUAUGCCAUCACCAAAUGUUUUGGUUGGUAAAACUGGAGAACCAAUGGUUGUAAAUAUGGGAAAUGCAGGCAUUAAUUCCAAUCAAUUACAAAACAGUAUUAGUGGAAUAAAUGUGGCAAAUGUAAAUAUUAUGAUGGGGAAUAAUUUGGUUAGUAAUUCAAUGCACAAUCCUCAUCAUGGGAUUCCCCAGCAACAACAAAAUGGACCUAUGAUGGGAAGGAACAUAGCAAUGCAUCAUCAACAGCAAAUUCGCAACCAAACUCCUCAUCAACUUCAUAAUUUGCCAAUUAAUUCUCAUAGGUUACAAGCUCCAAUGGGUGCAAUGAGUCCAGUGAAUAAUUUUAAUGCAUACAACCAAAAUAAUCAACAAAUUAAUGUUGUCCAACAACAACCUAUUGGUAUUGUACGACAACAAGUACCGAGAUUUAAUACCAACACUAAUGGAAUGUUAGUGGAUACUCCGGUUCCUCCCCAGUCUCAAGCAAAUGUCCGUCUUGGACCACAGCAAGUUAGUAUGGUCAAUCAAAAUGUGGUUGUACCACCUCAAGGAGUCCCUGCUGACCGUAGUCAAGCAAAUCCAGAAAAACGAAAAAUGAUAACCCAACAGCUUGUUCUAUUAUUACAUGCACAUCAAUGUCAGAGACGAGAUAAUCAACAAGCUAAUGGUGAAGUGAGACAAUGUCGUUUGCAACACUGUAAUACAAUGAAAGGGGUUUUAGCUCAUAUGACAAAUUGCUUAGCUGGACGAAAUUGUAAUGUAGCUCACUGUUCGUCAUCUAGACAAAUAAUAUCACAUUGGAAACAAUGCACUAGACCAGAUUGUCCUAUUUGUCAACCAUUAAAAGCAUCAAAUAAUCGCAAUGCCUUAGCAAAUAAUACUACUCAAAAUACUACUGGAAUGAACGAUAUGAAUUGUUAUAACACUGUUAAUAAUCAAGUAAACCAAGUACAGGGAGUCCCUAACAAUGUUGGUAUACGAACGGCUUUGCAAUCUCAAAUGCCACAUCCUCCUAAUAAUAAUGUGCUGACGCCUAAUCAAAACACAAGAGUAUUAGUUCCACAUUCACAACCUCAGGUAACAACUACAAUGAGUGCAGCAGAUCCUAGUACAAGUUCUGUAAAUGAAAUGCUGCAGUCUGUUUCGAACACAACUGUACCAGUUCCGUCUAGCAUUCAACAAUCUGUGACAAAUAUACCUAAUUCUUUCAUAAUGACAACUAGUACUGAUACAAUGACUACUCAGAUGAACAAUCAAGCACAACCAAGUCAAUCAAUGCCAGGAAAUCAUAUUGAAAGUAAAGAAUGGCAUGAGUCUAUUACACCUGAACUACGAAAUCAUUUAGUGCAUAAGUUAGUACAAGCAAUUUUCCCAACAUAUGAUCCUAAAGCAAUGCUUGACAAACGUAUGAAUAAUUUAGUGGCUUAUGCUAGAAAAGUUGAAGGUGAUAUGUACAAUGUUGCUAACUCUAGGUCAGAAUAUUAUCAUAGGUUAGCCCAAACAUUUUAUAAAAUUCAGAAAGAGUUGGAAGAAAAAAUGCAAAAGCGAAAAGAACAACAACAAAUGCAACAGCAGCAAAUGGGGACUCAGCAACCAACUAAUAAUAUCAAUGCCCAAUGCUUCCCAACUGCGUCUACACAAGGAUUACCUACUCAACAGCAAGCACCACAACCACAACAGCAACCACCUUUACAUCAUACUUCAAUUCAGCCCAACCAGCAAAAUUUGCCACAACAAGUAGUAACAACAUCUGGUAUAAUGAAAACACAAAUGCCAGACAGGGUGCAUUUUCCAAUUACUUCACCUGUACCUGGACCAAGUCCAAAUACAAAUUUACCUCAAACUACUUUUGGUUUAACACAACCACCUGCCCAAAGUCCAAUCAAUACUAGUCAGUUCCCAUCUAACUCGCCUAUGAUGCCAAACAUAUCUCAAGGUUCGUUCGCUCAACCUCAAUUUCCAAAUCAAUCAAUGAAUCAAAUACCACAACAAAUACAUUUACAACAACAAGUUCAACAGCAACAACAACAAGUUCAACAGCAACAACAAGUUCAACAGCAACAACAAGUGCAACAACAGCAGCAAGUACAACAAGUUCAACAACAACAACAACAACAACAACAACAACACUUAAACAAUCAAAUGUUACAACCAAAUAGACUUAAUCAAAUGAAUAUGGAAAAAAUGGUUAAUGGACCUAGUUUGAUAGCCAAUAACACUGUACCAUCAACUACAAGUGUUCCAUCAAUGAUGCCCAACAGUAUGGGUAAAGGUUAUCCUAGAUCAGAACCCUCAUCAAUUAGUCAUUCGAGUCAGAUGAAUGCUAUUGCUUCUGCUUUAGCACAAGAUGACUCUCCUAAGGAUAUUAAAGGGGAGGUAAAAGAUGAAUAUGAUGAUAGUAAUGAUGGAAAAGGUGCAUAUGGAAAAGGUAAAAUGAAUUCCGAAACACCGUCAGUGUCUGUAAAAACUGAAAUUAAACAAGAACGUGAUGAUGCUUCAAGUUCAAAGAAAAUGGAAGUUAAAAUUAAAGAUGAACCUAUGAGUCCUAAACCAAACAUCACUACAGAUAUUAAACCAUUUGAACCAACUACAUCUGACAGUAAAACAGCCAUUAAGAAAUGUAUAUUUAGACCUGAUGAACUUAGACAAGCAUUAAUGCCUACUCUUGAAAAAUUAUACAAACAAGAACCUGAAUCAGAUCCGUUUAAACAGCCUGUUGAUCCUCAAGCACUUAAUAUACCCGAUUAUUUUAUUAUCAUAAAAAAACCGAUGGAUUUAUCAACUAUUCGAGAAAAACUGAAUACAGGUCAAUUUACUGACCCCUGGAGUUAUGUUGAUGAUGUUUGGUUGAUGUUUGAAAAUGCUUGGCAUUAUAAUAAAAAGUCUACAAAAGUAUAUAAAUCUUGUACAAAACUUUCAGAAGUUUUUGAACAAGAAAUUUACCCUGUUAUGAGAAGUCUUGGUUACUGUUGUGGUCGUAAGUACACAUUUAAUCCACAAGUGCUUUGUUGCUUUGGAAAACAAUUGUGUACUAUUCCAAGAGAUGCCAAGUAUUUCAGUUUUGAAAAUAGAUAUAUUUAUUGUGUUAAAUGUUUUAAUGAUAUACCUGGAGAUGCUGUAACAUUGGGCGAAGACCCUACACAAGCCCAACAAGUAAUUAAAAAAGAACAAUUUAUGGAAAUGAAAAAUGAUCAUCUAGAAUUAGAACCGUUCAUAAUGUGUACACACUGUGGAAGAAAACUCCAUCAAAUCUGUGUGCUCCAUAAUGAAAAUAUUAAUCCACAAGGAUAUGUUUGUGAUAACUGUUUGAAGAAGCGGGGUGAAAAACGAAAAGAUCAUAAAUUCAAUGCAAAAAAAUUGGCUAUUACAAAAUUAGGCACAUACAUUGAAACUAGAGUGAACAAUUUCCUUAAGAAAAAAGAAGCAGGUGCUGGUGAAGUUGCUAUACGUGUUGUGUCCAGUUCGGAUAAAAUAGUUGAAGUGAAACCUGGAAUGCGAAAUCGUUUUGUUGAAAGUGGAGAAAUGAUAGGUGAAUUUCCUUACAGAGCUAAAGCACUUUAUGCAUUUGAAGAAAUUGAUGGAACUGAUGUUUGUUUCUUUGGUAUGCAUGUCCAAGAAUAUGGGUCUGAAUCUCCAUCACCAAACACAAGAAGAGUUUAUAUUGCGUAUUUAGAUUCUGUCAACUUUUUCAGACCUAAACAGUACAGAACGUAUGUUUAUCAUGAAAUAUUAUUGGGUUAUCUUGAUUAUGUAAAACAAUUAGGUUAUACUAUGGCACACAUCUGGGCAUGUCCUCCAUCUGAAGGUGACGAUUAUAUAUUUCAUUGUCAUCCACCUGAACAAAAAAUACCAAAACCAAAACGAUUACAAGAAUGGUAUAAGAAAAUGCUAGAUAAAGGUAUUAUUGAACGCAUUAUUCUGGACUAUAAAGAUAUUUUAAAGCAAGCUAUUGAAGACAAAUUAAGUUCAGCUGCAGAAUUACCCUAUUUUGAAGGUGAUUUUUGGCCUAAUGCUUUAGAAGAUAGUAUUAAAGAGCUUGACCAAGAAGAAGAACAGAAACGAAAAUUAGCUGAAGCUGAAGAAUCUGUUGAAAUGUGUGUAAGUGAUGAAGUUGAAAUUGGACCUGAUGGAAAGAAGAAAGGCCUGCAAAAGGCCAAAAAAUCAAACAAAUCUAAGUCUAGCCAGAGAAAAAGCAGUUCGAAGAAAACAAUGUUACCUCAAACUAGCAGUGAUCUUUCUGCUAAAAUCUUUGACAACAUGGAUAAACAUAAAGAAGUAUUUUUUGUUAUUAGAUUGCAUAGUGUACAAUCAGCGGCUGCAUUAGGAGCCAUACAAGACCCAGAUCCUUUAAUCAGUUGUGAUUUAAUGGACGGUAGAGAUGCAUUUUUAACUAUGGCUCGAGAAAAGCAUUAUGAAUUUUCAUCACUUAGGAGAGCUAAGUUUUCUUCUAUGGCAAUGUUGUAUGAACUUCAUAAUCAAGGACAAGACAAAUUUGUUUACACAUGUAACAGUUGUAAGUCACAUGUGGAAACCAGAUACCACUGCACUGUUUGUGAUGACUUUGAUUUAUGUAUUACCUGUUACGAAAAAGAAAAACAUCCACACACUAUGGAGAAACUGGGUCUUGAUUUGGACGAUGGAUCAUCUCCUGGUGACCAAAAACAAGCAGAUCCUCAAGAAGCUAGAAAAUUGUCCAUCCGGCGGUGUAUAUUGUCACUUGUACACGCAUGCCAAUGUAGAGAUGCAAAUUGUCGUUUGGCAAGUUGUCAACGUAUGAAAAGGGUGGUUCAACAUGUUAAAUUAUGUAAAGUCAAAUCUAAUGGCAACUGUCCGAUUUGUAAGCAAUAUAUUGCACUUUGCUUCCAUCAUGCUAAGUAUUGUACUGAAGCCAAGUGUCCAGUUUUGUUCUGUCCAAAUAUGAAACACAAGAUCAAACAGCAACAACUACAACAAAGACUGCAACAAGCACAACUAUUAAGAAGACGUAUGGCCAUUAUGAAUACCGGUACUUUAGGUACAGAAAAUACCGCUCCUGUUGUAGCAACACAACAUAUGUCUAAUCAACCUAAAAUGAUACCUCAUAAAGGACCAGUUAUGGUCCCAGGGAAACAAACACCACCUGCAAAUGUGUUACAAGUAGUUAAGCAAGUGCAAGAAGAAGCAGCGCGUCAACAUGAUAAUGUGGGUUAUGGAAAAGGUGGCCCUCAACAACAGAUGCAGCGACCACAUAUGCAGAUUGCCCCUCCUGUUCAACAACAAGUUAAUCAAUGGGUUUCUGAACCUAAUUACAAUCAAAUGAUGAUGCAGCAACAGCAGCAGCAACAACAACAGCAGCAGCAGCAGCAACAACAACAACAACAACAACAAGUUCAACAGCAGCAGCAACAACAACAGCAGCAGCAGCAACAACAAGUUCAACAGCAACAGCAAAGGCAGAUGAACAUACAACCUCAACAACAACAAAUGAUACUCAAUAACCAACAAAAUCCAAUGCUUCAACAGCAACAAGUUAUGGCCUCUAGGCCCCAAGGUUAUCAACAAAAUCCUAACCAAGUACCGAAUCAAUCAUUACAACAGUUAUUAAAUGCAUUGCGCACCAACACUGACAGUCCACCUGAACAGCAGCAACGCCUAAGAGAGAUUCUGAGGAGCAAUCCACAGCUGUUGGCCCAAUUCAUCAGGAAUCAACGACAAAGGCAAAUGUUCCAACAACAGCAACAGCAACAGGGCGGUGCCAUAGCUCCUCCAAUGUAUCCUCAACAGAUGCAAGGGCAACCGCAGCCAGGACCACAGGGUCCUAACCAGCCUCAAUCAAAUAUGCAAAACCGAAUGCACUUAUAAAGUGAACAUUUUUGAGCUUAUUUAAUAUUUUGGUAUUGUUUCUGUUGUGUACAUUUAUGAAUGUAAAUAUGGCAGCUUAAAGUACAAAAUAAUAAUUUUGUAUAGAAAUUUGAACGGCCGUGUUGACUUAUAUGACUUGUGUACAUUUGUUUUGCUAUUCGUUGUUGUUAUUUAGUUAGAGAAAUGUAAUUAAGGAUGUCCUCCUUAACAUUAACCAUAAGAAAAUCAUUUAUAAUUUCCUACUUUAGUAAAAUAAUAUUUGUUGAUUUUUCCUUCUGUACAGGAAUAAUAAUAAUAUUAAUGUGUAAUAUUUUAUUUACAAUUUUUUACUCCUAGACAUUCUGUUAUUAUAUUAUUAUAAUUAUUAUUAUUAUUAUUAUUAUUAUUAUUAUUAUUAUAUAGAAAUAUUAUUUUUAAGGGAUAUAUUAUAUAAUUUAUAAAAUGGGGAGUUGACAACUAGAUGGUCUUAUCCAACUUAUUUAUUCAAUUUUUUUUAUACACAUAAUAAUUUAAUCCUUAACAGCUUUUUGUAAGAUAGCCGUGUAAGGCUUCUUGUUUGUCCUUAGUCUUUAAAUAAUGUAACUUAAGUUUUUUUUAUUAUAUUAUAUAAUGUAAGUUAUACAUUUAAAGACAUUGAGGGACAUUUGUGUCCAAUUAAAAAUUAUAAAUAUAUAGGUAUAUAUUUAUUUAUGUACGGAAUGUGUCUGCUUAGUCAGACUGCAUAUAAUGUUUAUUAAUUUAGAAUCGAUACUGUAAUAAAUAAAUGUAAGAAAUUGAUAUAAAUAUGUUAUACAUAGUUGCAUAAAAAUGAAAAGAAAAAACAUAUACAUAUAUUAUUGACUUUGUA
Rhopalosiphum maidis (corn leaf aphid) is the source of this 8151-nucleotide messenger RNA. Its product is annotated as histone acetyltransferase p300-like. Gene Ontology annotation, biological process: positive regulation of transcription by RNA polymerase II. NCBI's taxonomy places the organism in Eukaryota, Metazoa, Arthropoda, Insecta, Hemiptera, Aphididae. Gene Ontology annotation, cellular component: transcription regulator complex; histone acetyltransferase complex. The record is from RefSeq and is a predicted model, not a curated record. The transcript is spliced from 3 exons. Bases 1095 to 7304 code for a protein of 2069 amino acids. Gene Ontology annotation, molecular function: zinc ion binding; chromatin DNA binding; transcription coactivator activity.